AUGCAUCUUGUCUACCUUGUAGAUGCUACUUCGGAAGCCCGCCAGGCACUGUUUACUCAGUCAACCCAAACCAAUCCACCUGACAGUAUCUCGACAUCCAACCACUAUGCUUCCCCUUUUGCAGAACGAUUUCCUGCCAAAAGUGUUCAGCCAAUUACAUCCCACAACAAAGAUACAUCAAGUGCUAGAGGACGAGUGAUAGAUUCUUCUGCUUUCGGAGCUGCGCCUCUACAAUUGCCUGGCAGAGCUCAAUCUGCUCAGCCUUCCCAACCCGAGGCGAGCUAUGCCCGGUCGACGGGAGUUCUGGAGAGGAAAGCCUCGAAUUCAUAUGGCCAUCAUAGGCAAACUUCCGUUAUACACGGACUCCAGCACUCGCGGAAUCCCAGCUUCAACACCUCUACAGCAAAUAGCCCUUCAACGCCCGAGGCUUACAAUGCAGGCAGCAACGCGAGUAUCGAUUCAACUAUUAAGAGCCCUGAGCUAUCUUCUCCACUUACAACCAGCACUAUAGCUAGCUCUUCACACGUCCAAGGUCUCUCGGGCUCUACCAUGACCGACCAAACCAUACCGAUGAACUUGUCACAUGGAGUGAGCCACCAGAGGAUACCUACUUUGAGCUCACGAUCGAGGCAAGGACAUGGCCAACAACCAUCACAUUCUAGACAGCGUUCAGAACCAAGGACACCUGGCGAAUAUGCGCUACAUCACUUGCUCAAUGCCUUUGUUAACCAGGCUGAUCAGAAGAUUAACCAUUGCAUUGCAAGUAUCGGCGAAAUGGCUACACCUGUGGAGCAACUGUGCGGACAUGGCGUUGAUCCUACUUUUGAUCAGUUGAUUAAAGCUUUAGGUCAUAUCGUUCGUCUGAAACCCAAGCCCCUAAUUGACAGCUUAAUGUAUUGGCGGAAGGCAAAGGCAGAAGCGGCCUCUCAGGCGAAGAAUCAGUUAAACCAGCAGAAAUCUACACCGCCCUCGAAUAGCGCUCCUCCAGGUCUACUACGAAGAAACACCGAACCUGUACAUUCUAAUAGCAACAUGACCAGCUUGCAUAGCGACAACGAUGCCACAACCGUGCUCUCUGGAUCGCUUGCCGAAGAGGUAGUGUUGACGGAACGGAGGGCCACAGUGUCAGUGUAUCUUGUGUGUAGGGUCUUGAUCGAGAUCUUCGAGCAGAGCACAAUGGCUGCAAUUACAACAGACCUGGCAGCAAAGCUCGAAGACAUAAUAUUCGGUCAGCUGAAAACGCUUGACCCAACACAGAUUGCGAGCUCAAGCCUUCGCAUGGCCAAUUGGCGGAUCUACGGGCAACUCCUAGGCCAAAUGAGCAAGAUUGAUUUCGUCAAUGUGGCCCAGAGAUUUUUGCAGGAGCUUGACUAUUGCCAAAAAGAAAUCGCCAGAAAUGCUGGAAGCAUAGUAGCAAGAGAGUUGGAAAGUCGUGCAGAAUUGUUGAUUCUAGGAAUGAGGCAUGUGCACGUCAGAUCCUUCCCUGAGGCAUCUUGGAUCGAGUCAGCGGAGUUCAUCCGCAAUAUUGGUCGGCUGUUUGUGAGUUCUCAUGGCUCGCGUAUCAAACAGGCUUAUUGUCAUAUUCUGGAAAAAUGGCUCCUGGCAAUCGCAUUAGACGUUAGAAGUGACCUGUCUUUGUCAAGAUGGAGGGAAUCUUUGGAUAUGCUCAACAUGCGACUCACCCAGAUGCUUGCGAAGGUACGCCAUUGGAACACAGCGUACCCGCUUUGGGCUCUGCUUCUCUGCGUUUCGCCUAAAGAGCUGUUUCUGGCACAGUGGCUUCCUGCAAUCUCUAGCUUGGGCCCCAAGCUCAAGGAAAGGCCUACCAGAGGUCCAGCGCUACAGGCCAUCUGUCGAUUGACGUGGACAUAUCUCUAUCGGUAUGCGGAAUCUUCUGGUGGCACGACUCGAAAAAUAGAGGAUAUCAUCAAACUUGCAUUACCGCAAGGAAGGAAGACCCAUCUCUCUACUGAUCCGUUCAUUGCAGAGCCGCUCAUAGAACUAAUUCGAAUCAUUGGAUUCAGACACCAAGAGCUCUGUUUCCGCACUAUUAUAUUUCCACUGAUCAACUCUGACCUUUUCACAUCUGGCAAAGACCUGAAAAUUGAGCAGAUGGAGCCAGAGAAGAUGGUUAUUGGUAUACGCGCAUUCCUGGCUAUAAUGUCUGACUUGGAGAAAGGGGAUCAGGGAAGACCAACCUUUCCACAAAGGUUUCCUACAGCGUCCAUGGUCGAGCCACUUCCAACCACGUCAGCGUAUUCUCGGCCACAAUUGCUCGCUGAUCCGAAUCCCAGGAUUGCAAGUCAGGAUGAUAUCCUUUCACGCCCAGUCAAUACAACGAAGCUCGGGGAUGUAGCAAAACAUUACUAUCUGGGCUUUUGCCAGAUACUUGGCAAGAUUACCAUUUUAUGUGACAACACCUUUGGUGGACAAGCAGUGUUGAACGAAAAGUUUGGAGGAAUUGCUCCUAAAACGCCUUUGGCCGAGACUUUCGGCUUCAGGCAGAAGGACGAAGGACAGUCUAUUGAUCAGAAACAAGCAUACUAUGACCUGCUACAUGUGGCAAUUCAAGCUCUGCCUCGCUGUCUGUCUGAGCAUGUGCCAUUCACCUCUCUGAUCAAUCUAUUGUGCACCGGCUCCGCGCACAUUCAAUCCAAUAUUGCCGCCUCCUCAUCACAAUCACUCAAGUCAAUAGCCAGGCAAGGCCAUGCUCAACCAGUCGCGAUUGGCUAUCCACGUUUCAUCUUCAACUAUGACCUGAAGUAUUCAACGAUGUCAGAUGAGGGUAUGCUUGGUCCCGGACACAUUGAGACGACCCUUACGUUGUAUAUCGAGCUCCUCAGAAUAUGGACACAGGAAAUCAGACAGAAAAUUCGAGCAGACACAGAGAUUGUCGAGAACGGUGCAGGUGUUGUUCGUGGCGUCCGCUUGGAGAAGUCCAAUGUCCUUACACAAGUCGACGAAAUCGAGUCGUAUGGGCUUUUCUUUCUGUGUUCUCAAUCGCGUCGAGUGCGCACUUUCGCUAUUGAGGUUCUUCGUAUGGUAACAGAUUUUGACAGAGCACUUGGAAGUGAACAGUCCAACAGAAUCAUUCGGAUCUUGAAGGACGACUUACAAAGGAUACUGGACCUCAAUGAAGACCACCUCAACGUUGCAGAGCGUAGUCGGCUGCAGAAGAGCAAACGCAAAAGUGCGACUCAGAACACUCUGAUUGAAAUAUGCAGCAGUGAGGGACCAUACGACUCGACCCUGUGGUUGAAGAUAUUUCCCAACCUCAUCAGAAUCACAUAUCAGAUGUGCCCUAAUGUCAUUGCGCUCAGUCGGCUCAAAGUCUGUGACCGCUUGGUUCAGAUGCAGAGCAGCAUUGAGUUCCUGGCUGACCAUAUAAGAUCGCCGCAACACGUGGCCCAAGAAUCCAAGAUGGCAGCACGAAAUGCAGCAACACCUCCAGACGUGUUGAUCGAGCAGUGGAAGUUGUAUCUGACCAUGGCUUGUGUUACUUUGAGCCAUUCUGGGGCACAAUCACAGAGUCAGCUAGCAAACGCUGUUCAUGCUCGGAAAGCAUCAAGAGCAGCGACAGCUUCCCAGGAUAAGAUCGGUUCUGCAAGGUCUUUGUUCUCGGCUGUGAUACCGCUGUUAUCUGCAGGCCCUGACGCAAUCCGUAACGCAAUUGUCUUGGCUCUGGGAUCGAUCAACAAGAAUUUGUAUAGAACUCUGCUCGAGUCUCUGCAAUACGCUGUGACAACUUGCAAUGAUGAAGCAAAGGCAAGAAUUGGCUCCCAUCAUCGUACUCCCAGCAGUCCAUUGAGAAACCCGAAGACCGAUCGACUGCGGACUGAGGUCACUCAUGUCUACAAGCUGACUUCGGCUUUCUUGAAGGUUCCCGAAGUUUACAACGAUGAUUGGAUUUUGAAUAAUCUAGUUGUGUAUUCGAAAGAUUUGAGAAUAUUCUUGAGUGACGCCGAAGUUCAAAAUGACUGGAAAUUUCAGAAGCUACGAUUUCACUAUUGUGGUUUGAUGGAAGAACUCUUCGAAGGUAUUAACCGCUCCCGAAACCCGUCCCGCUGGCUCCCGUUCGAGUCAAGAAAGUCUGCUUUUACACUAAUGGAAGACUGGUGCGGAUAUUCUGCAAAUCCUAGUCAGAUAUCUCAGCGGGAGGAUGCGAUGAGGCAAUUCGCGAUCGAGCAGCAGCAGGAAUCAGGUGAACGAACCAAUGUCUCUGCGGCAAUGGAGAAGGAGAAAACUAGUCUUCGCGUUGCUGCAUUGAGCGCCAUGGCUUCGCUCUGCGCUGGGCCAAUCACCAUCAAAACUGAAAGUAAGGCAGUCCUCCAAUUCAAUCUUCCUCGCAUGCUUUCAUGGAUUGAAUCAAUUUUCGCAACUUUGAGCGACAAAUUGCAUGCCAUCGGGAGAAGAGCCCUCAGGGAACUGAUUACUCACAAUAAAGAAUAUCCUUAUAUUAUGGAACAUGCUAUUGAACGCUGUUAUGAAUCAGAGAAACUGAAGGCUUUGGAAAGCUAUUUUGGCGUUGUUGCUGAGGUAUUGAUUGAUCAUGCUGACUAUCCCAUGGCAUUUUGGAGAAUCCUCGGAGCAGUGUUGUUCACGCUCGGUAGCGAAAGUCGAGAGAUCCGCAUGAAAUCUGCUCAUCUCCUGAGGACGCUGGAAGAAAGGCAGCAACGCAGUUCCAAAUUGCGGGAUUUUGACAUCAGUAUCGCUGACAAGACUACUGCGGUCUAUAAACUGGCGCAGUUUGAAUAUUCAAGGCGGCUAUCCAAAGCUCAUGGGGAGCUAGCAUUUCUGAUUUUCUCAGAGUUUUCUCUCCAUUUCAAGAGCGUGAGUACUGACCACCAGCGAAAUAUGGUGGCAGCCAUUCUUCCCUGGAUCCAGGUGAUGGAACUACAGGUUGAUCCCAACGGUGGCCCCACGGCGGUGUCCUACAUGCUGUUGUCCAACCUGUUUGAGAUUACUGUGAAAUCAAGCAGUGUACUUCAUAACGAAGUACAGGCACUUUGGCAGGCCUUGGCCACCGGCCCACAUGGCGGUAACGUGCAAUUGAUCCUCGACUUCAUCAUACUUUUGUCUCUUGAAAGACGAGAGCAGAACUUCGUGGACUACGCCAAGCAAAUAGUGGUGUUUCUGUCAGGUACACCGGCAGGAUCCAAAGUCAUUGAGUUCUUUCUGCUCCAAUUGGCCCCAAAGAACAUGGUCAACGAAAAGAAAAGCGCCGACCAAAGUCCUCCGGACAUGGGAAAUCUUCCCUAUGUUGCUGAUCUGUCUGCUGUAUUGCCCACUGGAAAUAAACAGGCUGGCCUUUCUCUUGGUCAAAUCGCAAUGAUCUUCCUGGUUGAUCUUAUGGUAGCGCCAGUUGCACUCCCCACGGAUAGUGCUAUCAAGCUCAUUCACGCAGUGCUCAUACUGUGGGAUCAUUAUACUGUUUCUGUGCAGGAACAAGCACGAGAGAUGCUUGUACAUUUGAUACACGAGCUGGUCACGUCAAAAAUUGGGGACAGCACGCUAGCAGCUAAUAAGAACGAGAUUGAGAAUUUGGUCGAAGCAAUUCGCCAGAACGAGACCGAUGUGGUGUGGUCUUAUGAGGACAACAACGGCAAAGAAGAUGACGAUGGAGGAAGCCGAGUGCCUGCCUCGAUGAUGAACCUAAGCAGAAAAGUGGUUGAGCUUUUCAGUAUGGCGUAUAAGAAUUUCAACGAUCUGUGGGCAAAAGAAGCACUCUGCUGGGCAUCCACGUGCCCUGUCCGCCAUCUGGCUUGCCGAUCCUUCCAGGUGUUCAGAUGCCUAUCGGUUACGCUUGACCUCCGAAUGCUGGCUGACAUGCUUGCACGACUAUCAAACACAAUUGCCGAUGAACAGACGGACUAUCAGACAUUUUCGAUGGAAAUUCUGACCACAUUAAAAGUCAUCAUAAGUGACCUGGACCCUCACGAUAUUUUGCGCUACGCCCAGCUCUUCUGGACUACAUGUGCUUGUCUCAACACCAUUCACGAGAGAGAGUUUUCAGAAAGUCUAGGUAUGCUUGAAAAACUACUUGAUCGGCUUGAUAUGAGCGAACCGAUGGUCGUGACAAUCCUCAUGGAUGCACAGCCUCCCAAAUGGGAAGGUGAUUUUGAGGGACUCCAGCCGUUAGUCUACAAGGGACUGAAGUCGGUUGAAUCGCUAGACCGCACACUGUCCGUUCUGGAUCGACUCGCUGGUCUUCCAAACAAUGACCUUGUUGGCGAUUCGAGUCGUCUUCUCUACUCCGUCCUAGCAAAUCUACCUCGACUCCUUCGUCAAUUUGACCUUGAGACUAGGGAACAGGAAACUCUCCACUGCGCCUCGCGGUUAGCUGAAGUGGCUGAUCAACAAGGAUAUGCUGCUAUAGCCCAAUGCCUGGCCGAAUUCGUCAGAGGCCAUCACAGAACAAGCAGAGACUUCCUCCACCCUGCUAUUGCUGCUGUGCAGUCUUCCUUUUUUCCGGAAUACGAUGGGAAAAGUUUGGUGUUUUUGAUGGGCUUUCUCACCAACAAAAAUUCCUGGUUCAGGUUGAAAACAAUGGAGAUUUUGUGUGUCCUCAUCCCUGAAGUGAACAUGAAGAGACCGGACGUUGCAUGUCACGGACCAGAUCUGAUUUCACCUUUAUUGCGGUUACUUCAAACCGAGCUUUGCCCUCAAGCCUUGGAAGUCAUGGACCACAUCAUGGAAGUCCAAGGAAAUCCAAUGGAACGUCAUCAUAUCCGAAUGAGCCUGGCAUCAGGUUCAGCCCGUGCUAUCCGCAAGGAGUAUGAGCGAACGCAAAGCCUUUAUGGUAUUCCACUGACCACUGGCUGGUCAAUUCCUAUGCCGGCCGUCUACUCAAGCCUGACUAGAAACAAUGUCCAUGCUGUGUUCUAUACCUGUGGUGAUGCUGAAGUCAUGCAGAGAAAUGCAGCAACCACACCCGAGGUCGAGUUUAGGUCGGAUGAAGGAUAUUCGGAUUCUUACUUUCCUACAAGGAGGACCAACACGAUGAAGUCUGUCGAUACUGUACCGGAUGCGAAUAUGAACGACCUCUUGCAUAAGUUGGACAGCCUUGACGAUUUCUUCGACGAACCAAAUACCACAGCUGAAACUAUCAACACAAGCACUUACGAUUCACACGACUUGCACGAUAGUGGCACGCAUACAUACGAUCAGCAAACCGCACCUAUACUCAAAAAGUCUCUUGCAAGGACGGCGUCCUCGUCUUCUUUCCACAAUGGCCUUGCAGAAUCACGGCCGCCUACAUCACAUCAAAACAGCGUCAUGACACCCACAGCUUUCAACACAACACCGGUGUCUGCCACUCUAGACUACACUACACUUCCUCUUCCAGCCGUUCCUAACAUGCACUUGUCAGUAAGACCGGCCUUGCACGGUCGAUCUAUUACCUCACCUGCCAACAAUUGUGCAAUUUCACAGCCUACAUCCGCACCAGCCAUCUCGAAUUUUAGCAAUGGCGGUGGUUCAUUUCUUUCCGAAGAAGACGAAUCUCUCGAUGAAGCCACAUUCUCGGAUUCUGAAAGCUCGCCAUUUCCACUACUGACAACACAAACAUCUUCUACCUCAUCUGGUCCUGGUCCUUCCGUUUCUGCUGGCGGGCCAACCUUGUCAACACCGAAACCAGUAACUCCUCACUCAGCCACAGAAGUUAAUGGCUCCUUCAGCUUCGAGGGCAUGAGGCGUGGUAUGAGAAGACUGACAGGGACAAAAGGUGAACGAGAAAAGGAAAAGGAUCGAAUCAGAGAGAUGGCUCGCAUGCGGGCGCUGUCUGGUGGUGCUAGCGCAGGUCUUAAUGGACCUUUGAACGCUAGUCCAAGGGUGCCACGUGUUCCAAUGGAGUAUCUGAACGCCACGAGUCCAGGAACAUGA
Messenger RNA from Endocarpon pusillum Z07020, 7881 nucleotides. RefSeq lists its product as uncharacterized. Gene Ontology annotation, cellular component: cell cortex; site of polarized growth. NCBI's taxonomy places the organism in Eukaryota, Fungi, Ascomycota, Eurotiomycetes, Verrucariales, Verrucariaceae. Gene Ontology annotation, biological process: cell morphogenesis. The record is from RefSeq and is a predicted model, not a curated record. Bases 1 to 7881 code for a protein of 2626 amino acids. The transcript has 2 exons.